Populus euphratica (Euphrates poplar) is the source of this 1268-nucleotide messenger RNA. Its product is annotated as putative fasciclin-like arabinogalactan protein 20. The record is from RefSeq and is a predicted model, not a curated record. NCBI's taxonomy places the organism in Eukaryota, Viridiplantae, Streptophyta, Magnoliopsida, Malpighiales, Salicaceae. Bases 67 to 1113 code for a protein of 348 amino acids. The transcript has a single exon.
ACUACAAAACUAGAAUCCAAGAACCCUGAAAAAGAGAGAAAGAAAGAAAGAACUCCAAGGUCUUCAAUGGCUACCCAAUUUCUCAUGUCCAUCAUUCUCCUUUCUCUCCUCAUUUCUUUCUCUUCUUCUCUCCCUAUAUACAGCAUACUUGAUGCCACCCAAAUCCUCUCAAAUUCAGGCUAUGUAGCCAUGGCUCUCAUUCUUGAAUUUGGCUCUCAAACUGAUCUAAUCCCACCAUCUCAAUCUCUCACCAUCUUCUCUCCCUCUGAUACUGCAUUUUCUCUUUCAGGCCAGCCCUCUCUUGAUCUCCUUCAUUUCCACUUCACCCCUCGGUCUUUCUCUCUAAGCUCCCUCAAAUCCCUCCCUCCUGGAUACCAAAUCCCCACUCUUUUCUCCAAUCACUCCCUCGUCAUCAGUUCUAAUGCUGAUAGUCAAACCUCGGUAAACGGUGUCAAGAUUAACGGGCCGGCUUUAUAUGAUGAUGGGUUUCUAGUAAUCUUUGGUGUGGACAAUUUUCUUGGUCCGGAUUUUACGGUUUCUGGGUCCAUUAAUGGGAGUACUGGUGGAAUUCGUGGAUGCUAUGUUACAUCUGGUGAAGAUGAUUACUCAUUUGAGGAGGCUAGUGGGGUUUUGAAAUCAAGAGGGUAUUCUGUUAUGGCCUCGUUUCUUGAUUUGCAAUUGGCGAAGUUUAAGGACCAUACCAGGUUAACAAUCUUGGCUCCUGUUGAUGAAAUUAUGAAAGGUUUUAUGGGUGAUUUUAGUGAUUGCCGUUCAAUCUUUCUUAGGCAUGUCGUGCCUUGCAAGAUUUCGUGGAGGGAUUUGGUUAGUCUUGAUGAUGGGGUGGUGUUACCUACCUAUUUGAGGGGGUUUAAAAUAAAUGUAACUGUAUCUAGUACUUUCUUGAUGUUCAAUGGAGUUCAGGUCAUUGUUCCUGAAAUUUAUAGCAAUAGUUGGCUUGCUGUUCAUGGUCUUGAGGGGAGUUUAGUGAUGCAAGAACCGACUGCAACUGCAAGCAACGCUGAAAAGAUUGUAGUGGAUUUUAAGGCCAUAAAGAUCUUGAUAGCCCUUUCUUUUCUGCUUCUGUGUACCUCUCUGCUGAACUCUAUUUUGUAAGUGCAUUCAUUCACUGCCACUUUCGUGUCCCUUCUUGUAAAAAGGUUUGUGUUCAAGUUGUUAGUGUUGUAAUUGGAUUCCAUUUUCUUAUUGACUUGAUGUGAAACAAUAAAACUACGCCGUGAUAUUGUGAAAUGAUGAUUUUUGAAAUGAAA